This is a messenger RNA of Miniopterus natalensis, 5288 nucleotides long. Lineage: Eukaryota; Metazoa; Chordata; Mammalia; Chiroptera; Miniopteridae. The record is from RefSeq and is a predicted model, not a curated record.
AUGGGACAGGAAAAUAGUAAGGUGCUGUUUGCACAGGUCUUGAAGACAAUGCUCCGUUCUAGGGACGCUAAGGUUAGUACCACCCAGCUGCGCAAUUUUUUGCAGUUUGUGGAGGAGGUGUGCCCCUGGUUUCCAGAGGAGGGCACGGUUAACCUGGAAACAUGGAAUAAGGUUGGGGAGCGGUUACAGGGAUUUUUUCAGGCACACGGCCCUCAGAAGGUGCCUGUGGAAACCUUCUCCCUUUGGACAUUGGUCCGUGAUUGCCUUGACCCCCGGCAUGAGGGCGUGCGCAUGGGACCGCCUGUUGCGGAGGGCAAUUCUGCGGAGGCACCGGCGGGGCCCUCCGCGGGGAUGCCAUUGGAAGACAAGGCCACGGCACCCCCGGUAGAGCUGCUCAGUGUCCGGUCAGACAAAUUAAGUCCCAAGGAGGAACAAGAUUUAGAUGAGGCUGCGGCAGCUUAUGAGAGGGAACGGUAUAGGGAACUGGUGUUCCUCUCGCAGGAAUGUACAGAUAAGCACAACCCCUUGCCCCCUGAUCUCACCAUUGAAGAGCUACAGAAACAAAUGCAAGUCUUAAUGAGCCAAGUGCGGACCCUACAUGAGGACAUGAGGGAAAAAAGGCCUGAGGAUUUGCAGAGUCCGGGUUGCUCUGCCCCUGGGCCUCCCGUAGGGAGUCCUUCCGCGGCAGACCCCCCGCUCAUAAACCUAAGAGAGGAUCCCCCGGGAUACCCUGGCGGGGAGGCGGGUGUCCCGGUUGGGGGAGUUGGAGCAGGAGUGGGGAUGCCGGUGGGGGUCCGGGUUCUUGAUCCCCGGGAAAGGACCAUGAUUGCCCUGGCACAGAGGGGUCCAGGUCAGGCUAGCGACCCCGGAUGGGGAAAGGUGCGCACAGACUCUGCACAAAUGUCCCCAUUCCAGAUGGCACUUAAUCAGGCUCAGUUGCGCGGGGAGGAUAUGAGUGGGUUUGACUCUGACUCUAUGAUAUGCUGCCCGGUGUUUGAACAGCCUGCUCAGGGCGACAAUCCUCCGCAAAGAAUUUAUGGCCCCAUGGAUUUUAAAAAGUUGAAAGAGCUUAAGAUGGCUUGCGCACAAUAUGGACCCACUGCCCCAUAUACCGAAGCUAUUUUGGAGGCUUUGGACACUGAAUAUACCAUGUGUCCUAAUGAUUGGAAACAACUGGCUCGCGCUUGCCUGUCCGGAGGGGAUUAUUUACUGUGGAAAUCAGAAUAUACAGAACAAUGUGAGAGGGUCCAUCGACUGAAUGUGAGGAAUAACAUACCCUCUGACCUUCAGGGUCUGCUGGGGGAAGGGCCGUAUGCGGACACCCCGGCUCAGUUACAAUUUGGGGUAGGGACCUAUGCCCAGGUCUCUGCCGCGGCCAGGAAGGCCUGGAAGAAAUUACCUACUACUAAAAAUAUAACUAUGGAUCUGACCAAGAUUAGACAGGGCCCUGAUGAGCUCUAUCAGGAGUUUGUCUCCCGGCUCCUUGAUGCCGCAGGGAAGCUGUUAGGGGAUGGGGAGGCUGGAAUAAUCAUUGUGAAGCAAUUAGCUUUUGAAAAUGCCAAUACUGCGUGUCAGGCAGCCCUGCGGCCCUAUCGCCACAAGGGGUCCCUCAAUGAUUACAUUAGGCUUUGCCAAGAUAUUGGGCCCUCCUAUACGACUGGAGUCACCCUCGCUGCUGCCCUGCGGGGACAAACAAUGCAGCAAUUUCUGCAGCAACAGGGAAAGGGGCGCGGCAAGGGACGACGACUUUCCCUCUCAGUCGGGAAACUGGCAGAGGGGCCGGCCCCAGGCCCCGCAAACAUAUGGGGCUCUACAGGGGGAAACCUGGGGGAAGCCCCCCGGAAACAAUCCAUUUGUGACCUCUUCCGAGCCACCCCAGGGAGCGCCGGACUGGACCUCAGUUCCGCCGCCUACACAGUACUGACCCCGGCCAUGGGAAUGCAGGCUCUGCCUACUGGGGUCUACGGUCCCCUGCCCGCAGGAACGGUGGGACUCCUCUUAGGACGCAGCAGUAGUACCCUGAAAGGAUUGUUAGUGGCCCCUGGAGUCAUAGAUCAGGAUUAUACCGGAGAGGUGAAGGUUAUGGCUCAUGCUCCUCACAAUGUGGUGACAGUAGAUAAAAGUCAGAGAAUUGCCCAGCUUAUUUUGUUGCCGCUGGUAGAACAGGGAAAAGUCAUGACGAAUAAGGCUCGCGGGUCCCAAGGAUUUGGAUCUUCCGAUGCUUACUGGAUGCAGCCCAUUAAGAAGGAUCGGCCAGAGAUGACACUUUGGAUCAAUGAGAAGGCCUUUAAAGGUAUACUAGAUACUGGGGCGGAUGUCUCAGUUAUCUCCUUAAAGCAUUGGCCUGCCAGCUGGCCUAUUCAGACUGCACUGACCGACCUACAAGGUAUAGGUCAGAGCAAAACCCCCAAAAUCAGCUCUGCUGUUUUACGUUGGCAUGACAAUGAGGGACAUCAAGGAGAGUUUCAGCCCUAUGUCUUAUCAGAUUUACCAGUAAAUCUGUGGGGGAGGGAUGUCAUGGAGCACAUGGGGGUGUAUCUCCACAGCUCGAGUCCGGCGGUUACACAACAACUACUUAAUCAAGGGCUGCUACCAGAUCAAGGAUUAGGAAGAGAAGGGCAGGGCAUUACUAAACCCUUACAACCCCUGCCCCGGCCAGGGCGCGCCGGCCUGGUAUUUUUAGGAGGGGCCUUUGACUCUCCUGCUACCCAUGCCGAUAAAAUUACCUGGAAGUCAGAUCUUCCUGUAUGGGUAGAUCAAUGGCCCCUGACUACUGAAAAAAUAAAGGCUGCCCAGGAGCUGGUGCAGGAGCAGCUCCAACAAGGCCACAUUGAGCCGUCUAAUUCUCCCUGGAAUUCACCUAUAUUUGUGAUCAAGAAGAAGUCAGGGAAAUGGAGAUUACUCCAGGAUCUUAGGAAGGUGAAUGAGACCAUGGAGCUCAUGGGGGCCCUCCAGCCAGGCUUGCCUUCACCUGCGGCCAUACCCCGUGAUACAUAUAAGAUUAUUAUUGACCUGAAAGACUGUUUUUAUACCAUUCCCCUUGAUCCCCGGGACUGUCCACGGUUUGCCUUUAGCGUACCAUCAGUAAAUUUUCAGGAGCCUAUGCAGCGAUAUCACUGGAAAGUGCUGCCUCAGGGAAUGGCCAAUAGCCCGACCCUGUGUCAAAAAUUUGUGGCAACGGCCCUAGCUCGGGUAAGGCGUGAGUACCCAGCAGUGUACGUCUGUCACUACAUGGAUGACAUCCUCAUUGCCGCUCACCAUGAGGGACUGCUCCUCCGGGCAUUUGCGAAAAUGGAAUCUGACUUGCAAAAACAAGGCCUGGUCGUAGCCCCAGAAAAGGUCCAGAGGCAGCCCCCGUUUUCUUAUCUUGGUUUUCAUCUGGAGCCUGACCGAUUUUUCUGUCAGAAAGUUCACCUUCGGCUAGACAAGCUCCAGACCUUGAAUGAUUUUCAAAAGUUGCUGGGGGAUAUCAACUGGAUUAGACCUUAUCUGGGGUUAACUACAGGGGAGCUCAAACCAUUGUUUGACAUUCUCAAGGGGGAUGCAGAUCCUGCAUCCGCUAGACAGCUGACCCCGGAGGGACGUGUAGCCCUUGGGAGGGUGGAGCAAGCUAUCCGCAGGCAGCAGGCAACAUUUUGUGACUAUAGUAGACCUUGGCAGGCCUGCAUUUUGGCCACGGGCCAUUCCCCUACUGCUGUUUUAUGGCAAGACCGGCCACUACGGUGGGUGCACCUCCCUGCUUCCCCUGCCCGGGUCCUUGCCCCUUAUUAUGAACUUGUUGCUGUCCUUAUUCAACAGGCUCGGGAAGAGUCCCGCCGCUACUUUGGCAGGGACCCUGCAAGCAUUCUGGUGCCAUAUACACGAGAACAGGUCACCUGGUUAUUCCAAACUUGUGAUCCCUGGGGAAUAGCCUUGGCUGGCUUUCCUGGAAAAAUUGAUAAUCAUUAUCCCCAAGACAAGCUUCUGCAAUUCUUUCUGAAACAUUCGAUUAUCUUUCCAAGGAUGGUAUCUGCUACUCCACUGCCCGGAGCCGCUACUGUGUUCACUGACGGGUCGUCCUCUGGCAUUGCAGCCUAUGUGCGUGGGCACCAGGUUACACGGUGGGAGACCCCAUAUUCCUCUGCCCAGGAGGUAGAGUUAGCAGCAGUACACCGGGUACUUUUAGAUGUGGCCAAUGAACCUCUAAAUAUUUUCUCUGAUAGUCAAUAUGUAGUCAGAAGCCUCUCUGUUAUUGAGACUGUCCCGUUCAUUGGCACUACUAAUUCCACUGUGCAACAACUGUUUAUAGCCAUCCAAGCUGCCAUCCUGAAUCGUACCCAACAAUGCUACUUUGGGCAUCUUAGGGCCCAUAGCAACUUACCUGGGCCCUUAUCCCAUGGAAACUGCCAAGCUGAUUUGGCCACUAAAGUGUAUUUAGUUGGGGUGCCUGCAGCUCGGGCGGCUCAUGCUCUCCACCAUCAAAAUGCCCAGUCUCUUCGGCUGCAGUUUAACAUUCCCCGAGAGGCCGCCAGACAGAUAGUAAAGGAAUGUCACACAUGUCCUACUUUAACCAGCGUGCCUAGCUAUGGAGUCAAUCCUCGAGGUCUCCUGCCCAAUCAUCUGUGGCAGAUGGAUGUAACACAUGUGCCUAGUUUUGGUAAGCAACGGUAUGUUCAUGUUACUAUUGACACCUACUCAGGGUUUCUUGUUGCCUCUGCCCUCACAGGGGAAUCCAGUUCCCACGUCAUUGCCCAUUGCUUGCGCAGCAUGUCUGUCCUAGGACAGCCCCGGGUUAUUAAAACAGAUAAUGGACCGGGCUACACAGGCAAAAAGUUUCAAGCCUUUUGUAUGCAAUUGGGCAUUCAGAGUAAGACAGGCAUUCCUUAUAACCCUCAAGGACAGGGUAUUGUUGAACGAGCCCAUGGCACGCUAAAAAAUCAAUUGCAAAAAAUUAAAAAGGGGGAGCUGUACCCCUUAAUCCCGCAAAAUCAACUUAACCAUGCUUUAUUUAUUCUUAAUUUCUUAAUUUUGGACGAGAAAGGUCGUUCUGCUGCGCAAAGGUUUUGGCAGCAGGCUGUUCCCCAAGAUAAAGCCAUGGUCAGGUGGAAGGACCCCCUUGAGGGUACGUGGCACGGGCCAGAUCCGGUAUUAAUCUGGGGAAGAGGGCAUGUUUGUGUUUUCCCGCAGGAUGCCGAGACGCCGAGGUGGCUCCCGGAGAGGCUGGUACGACACGCGGCCCAAGACGCUAGAGGAACGGAUGCAGGAGCUAACAAUGAACCCUGAGCGUCAGUCGCGAAGAGCCCGGCGAA